AUGGACGAGACGGCUUUUCAGACACGGAAAAAGAACAACACAGUUGGGGCAGUUCAGGAAUUAACUAACGUGUGGUGCGCGGACCCUUCUGUCAACUUCCACCUCUCAAUCGUCGCUUAUGGCAGAGCUGCAGGGUAUGCAGUCCCUCCUGCAUACAUACUUCUAGAAAAGACUGUCCCGUGGGACAUAUCGCAGGGCUGUGGUGUCACGAACGCAGCGGUAACCACCUCGCCGAACGAAUUCAUCAACUCCUAUUUGUUCAAAAAUUCUCACUACUCGACAGACUUCAUUGAAGCAGCGGCACGUCUUGACAUAUUGCUUAUCCUCCUUCAUCCGAAUGCCACUCGUUUGCUGCAACCACUUGACGUGGCUGUGUUUGGUACACUCAAGGUGAAGCUGUGUAACCUGAUUAAGGAGUUGGUAGAAGAGGAUAAAGAUGGGUGCUACUCGAUCAGCAAGUCCAUCGCCAUCAAAUUGGCAAGUGAUGAAGAGUCUAUUCUGUUUGACGAGGACGGCCACGAUCAAGAAAAAAGUAACAGUGAGGAAGUUUACGACUCAGAAGCUGAUGAUGCAGACAUAAACAAUGACGACGAGAUUCCGUUGGAUCUCAAUCUCACUGAAGCAGAAUUGGAUCGACUUCAAGCUGAGGAAUGGGAUGUGUUCUUGGAUUGUGACUCGCAUCAAGUACAGCUAGACCCCAUGCCUCUAUACGACGGCUCUUCUGGCCCCACGCGAUCAGCACUGGCAUACGCAACAAAUCCGCUGGCAAUUUUCUACUUCUUUCUUCCCAAGGAGCUGUGGCGCAAAAUUGCAGAAGAAACCAACACGUACCCCUUGGCAUGUGUAGAUGAAAUAGCCCAAGCUAUGAGUACGCGGGCAAGUCAACGACGGGAAGCUGUUCCAUCAACGCUGGUCUACACAGUUGAGGAAUACAAGACAAAGUUGAAGAGGAAGAACCCUAUCCAACCACACGAGAUCAUUCGUUUCAUUGGACGGCUCAUUGUGCGUACGCUGGAGCCUCGACGAAAAAGUCUUAGUCGACACUGGAUCACGAAGGUGGAGGGAGCGCUGUCAAGAGGCACGUUUGGGCAGUUUCUGAGUAGAGAACGAUUCCAAGACAUUGACAUGCCGAUGAAGCCAAACAAGUGGGGGACCAAGUUCUACAUGACCUGCUGUGCGGACACAGCGCACUGCGCUAGGUUAGACAUCUACUGCGGAAAAGCAAACAAAGAUGAAGAAGCUGUGGCACAGCGAGCCGUGCUCAAAAAUCUUACUCGAGUUUUGCGAGGACAACCCACUCGCCGACUUAUCUGUACGGACAACUUCUAUACGUCGGUGCCGCUCUCGCACAAGCUUCUCAGUAUGGACCACGCUCACGUUGGGAUUAUCAGAAAGAACAGGAAAGGCUGGUGCCUUGGCAUCGAGUUCAAGCAGAAGAAACGACCUAAGCAUAUGCCUCGCGGGGCGUAUCGUCUGGCACUGUGGAGGGGACACCCUGAGUACGUGGCCUUGACGUGGAUGGACAACAAACCUGUAAGAUUCCUGGCAACCGGGUGCUCUACGCAGCUGACACAUGUGUCACGUCGUGAACGCGACGGCUCCAUUUCGCAAGUAGCUUGUCCUCGCUUGGUGCGCGACUACCAUGAAGCCAUCGGGGGCGUCGACCUACACGACCAGCUACGGCUUCAAAGGUACUCGAUUCAACGCUCUAUCCGAAUGCGUAAGUACUACAAGGCAUUUUUUCUAGGAUUGGUGGACAUUGCCAUGAUAAAUGCAUUCAUCGUGCACAAAAUAGCGAUGAAGAAGAAGAACCAAGCCAUGCCAACACAUGCAGCAUUCCUACGGCGACUUCACGUGGACAUGCUAAACCAAACCAGUGAGGAUUUCAACGCAAGUGACGACAUGGCUAGGUUAGUGACGGAGACGCUGCCCUCGAUCACACGCUGGAGCGAACAGAGGAGCUGA
This is a messenger RNA of Phytophthora nicotianae INRA-310, 1965 nucleotides long. RefSeq lists its product as hypothetical. NCBI's taxonomy places the organism in Eukaryota, Oomycota, Peronosporomycetes, Peronosporales, Peronosporaceae. The transcript has 5 exons. The coding region runs from base 1 to 1965 and encodes 654 amino acids. The record is from RefSeq and is a predicted model, not a curated record.